AUGCCUGCAGAAGGAACCAAAACAGACAUGGAGAGGAUUGGCCUCUUCAGUGAGAUGGAGUAUAUUUCUAUUGGUGAUAAAUAUGUAUCCUCAUAUAAUCGACCCUUUAAUGAAACUGCUGGCAAAAAUAAGCAGAUGUUACCUGGGGGAUCCAAAAAAAUGUCAGAUCUUCAAGCCGGUUAUUUUGAACCCCAUUUUGGAAGAAUUUUUGAAGGUGAAGCUUAUUCAAAUGUAAAUCAGUUGAGGAGACGUUUUAUGAUGGAAGAAGCCAAAAAAAAUCUAAGCAAAGCCUUCCUCCCUUCUAGUAGCUGUAAAAAGCCUUCUGGAUUAGGAAGCUACUAUGGAACAAUAGGCGGUCCCAUCCCAUUCUUCAGUGCAGAGUUAAAACCUAAAGACAAAUAUCAGGCACCUGGAAAGAAUUUAUACACAAACCCAGGAAAGAAAGGAACUGGAUAUGGCUAUGCAAAUAUUACUAUAGGCAAACAUCCUUCACACUCUGCUGAUCUUUUUGAUCAAUAUAAAGAAAAUGCUAAGAAACACAUAGAAGAACACCGUCGUUUAAUUAAAGGGUCACCCUUCAAGUUAAAUCUUUACCCCAGAGAUUAUUUUGAUAGCAAUCCUUACUAUUCUGAUGCAGUACUACCACCAAUUAAAAGAGAAGAAAAGAGUAAAGUAACUACAAGCCCUUUUAAGCCUCCUUCUCCUGGGAAAAAGGCUGGUGGAAUGAAGGCAGGGACCUUUGACCCAUACCCUUCACAUUCUACUGACCCUUACAGUCAGAAACCUGCAGAUGCUCUUUCCAAAUCGGUUAAGAUUUUCCAUCCACCAGGUGUACCAAAACGUAGGCCAGUUGAAAGUAUACUUACUAUGAAUGUCAGAAGGACACUAAAUAAGAAGAACUACACGUAUGCUUCAAUACAGUCCUAUUAG
Suncus etruscus (white-toothed pygmy shrew) is the source of this 930-nucleotide messenger RNA. RefSeq names its product chromosome 4 C4orf47 homolog (gene CFAP96). The record is from RefSeq and is a predicted model, not a curated record. Gene Ontology annotation, cellular component: centrosome. Bases 1 to 930 code for a protein of 309 amino acids. NCBI's taxonomy places the organism in Eukaryota, Metazoa, Chordata, Mammalia, Eulipotyphla, Soricidae. The transcript has 7 exons.